Sparassis crispa is the source of this 258-nucleotide messenger RNA. Its product is annotated as U6 snRNA-associated Sm-like protein. Gene Ontology annotation, molecular function: RNA binding. The transcript is spliced from 5 exons. Gene Ontology annotation, cellular component: U6 snRNP; Lsm1-7-Pat1 complex; U4/U6 x U5 tri-snRNP complex. Lineage: Eukaryota; Fungi; Basidiomycota; Agaricomycetes; Polyporales; Sparassidaceae. The record is from RefSeq and is a predicted model, not a curated record. Gene Ontology annotation, biological process: mRNA splicing, via spliceosome. Bases 1 to 258 code for a protein of 85 amino acids.
AUGGCUUCUCAGAUCCUCCCUCUAGAACUUAUUGACAAAUGCAUUGGUUCGCGGAUAUGGGUAAUUAUGAAGAGCGACCGCGAGUUCACCGGCACAUUGCUCGGAUUUGAUGACUUCGUUAACAUGGUGCUAGAGGAUGUCACGGAGUACGAAACUACGCCCCAGGGCAAGAAGAAGACAAAACUCGCACAGACGCUGUUGAAUGGCAACAAUAUAUGCAUGCUUAUUCCUGGUAGCAAUGGACCCGACGAUGCAUAG